CGGCACUUCGUUUUAGUUGAAACUUUGGCAUCUUUCUGUGAACAGCUCAUCGUUCGGAGGAUCAAAUCUUAAAUAAAUAGAAAUAUUUUUUAAAGAUAUUUUUAAUAGAUUUGUUCGGUGUUUAGUGUCAACUAGAGAAUAUGGUCAACGAACUGAAUAGGCCACAAAAUGGGGACAAUGCCGCCCUCAGCGAGCGCCUGGCAGCUUCCAACCGACAGCUGCAAGAAAUGCAGGAGGAGCACCGCCAGUUGCUCGAGGAGAUGGAGACACUGCGUUUGCGAGCCGCCGAGCUAACACGGCUGAAUGCCCAGCGCCAACAUCUGAGGCAGGAGGAAGAAGUUACCCAUUCAUCGACGGUCCGCUCAGUGGAAGCUUCAGAAGAGAUCAUAGAAGUACCCUCAUCUUCUGCCCCUCCUGUUGAAACCAGUGCCCAGGUGGAUACACCAUCUACCCAGGAAGAGGGCGACAAUAGCGACGAGGACAAAGAGGAGACGGCCAGUUAUCUGCAGGCAAAGCUAAACGAGAUCGCUAACCUAAAGGCGCAGUUUAAGCGUGUACAAAACAUGGUAGACACCACCAAAAUGAUUGAGGAGCACAUGUCCUCUAGGCAAACGGUACAGACUAGUUCCUCCAUUCAGACCAGCCGCCAGACAACCACUUCUGAAGUUCGAGUAGCAAGUGAGUCUGGAGAGGUUGCUCAAGAGUCCAGUCCUUCGACGCCUUCAGCUCCCGACAACGCAGAGCUUCUGAAUUCCAUGCUAAACAUGUUCACGGACUUCACCAGUGAUCUGCGUGGUCAGGCGGAGAGUCUCCGAGCAGAAAGGGAUCGUAUCAGGACUCUUAAGGAGGACAUAAUCCAGCGCAAACAGGGAAAAUAAGAAAGUCUUGACUUGGAUCUAAUCCUAUUAUAAUGCAAAUCAAAGAAGAAUAUCCAAUUGUAUACAUAUUUACCAUAUAAAUAUAUAAUUAUCGUUUAUCCUUUAAAGAUUUUAGUGUUAAAACUAUAAAUCCCUGUUAAAAUAAUAAUAUUUUUAACAUUAAAACCAAAUUUUAGAUUUCAUAACAGCA
This is a messenger RNA of Drosophila eugracilis, 1068 nucleotides long. RefSeq lists its product as uncharacterized. The record is from RefSeq and is a predicted model, not a curated record. Bases 141 to 878 code for a protein of 245 amino acids. Lineage: Eukaryota; Metazoa; Arthropoda; Insecta; Diptera; Drosophilidae. The transcript is spliced from 3 exons.